CAUCUAAUUUUCGUCCUUCGGUGCGCCAUCUUAGUCGGUGUUUGCUAAAAACCACCCCUUUACCUCGCGUUUAUUUUAGGCGAAUGUGUGAUCUUUAGGGGGUCGUUUGACCCUCGGACAUAAGGAUUGUAAUAGUGUAAACAUAAACAUGGCUUCCAAAAUGGGACAAAGUGUUAUGGACCGCGUAACAGCGGCCAAACACACUAUAGCUGGCCAAGGUUUGGCCAAAACCGUUUGUAAAUCAACAACAGAAGAAGUUAUGGGGCCGAAAAGAAAACAUUUGGAUUAUUUGUUACAGUGUACAAAUGAGCCAAAUGUAUCUAUACCUCAACUAGCGGACCUUCUUAUAGAGCGUACACAACAGACUAGCUGGGUUAUCGUGUUCAAAUCCCUUGUUACCAUUCAUAAUCUAAUGAACUAUGGAAAUGAAAGAUUCACUCAAUACCUGGCAUCAAACAACUGUUCAUUCAAUCUGUCAAAUUUUGUUGACAAAACUGGUGUACAAGGUUACGAUAUGUCAACAUUUAUCCGAAGAUAUGCCAAAUACCUGAACGAGAAAGCCGUUACAUACAGACUGAUGGCUUUUGAUUUCUGCAAAGUAAAGAGAGGUCGCGAUGAUGGUUUGUUACGUACAAUGAAUUCAGAAAAGUUGUUGAAGACUUUGCCAGUUUUACAAAAACAAAUAGAUGCUUUAUUAGAAUUUGACUGUACAGCCAAUGAAUUGACUAAUGGUGUGAUAAAUGCAGGCUUUAUGCUGCUGUUUAAAGAUCUUAUACGUUUAUUUGCCUGUUAUAAUGAUGGUACAAUCAAUUUAUUAGAGAAAUUUUUUGAUAUGAACAAGAAACAAUGUAAAGAGGCAUUAGAUAUUUAUAAAAAGUUUUUAGUGAGGAUGGAUAAAGUCUCAGAGUUCCUAAAAGUUGCUGAGAAUGUUGGUAUAGACAAAGGAGAUAUUCCAGACUUGGCCAAGGGUCUUAUAGGCACUUCCAAAGAUCAUGCACCAUCUAGUUUAUUGGAUGCCCUUGAAGAGCAUUUGAAGUCAUUGGAAGGCAAGAAAGGUGUGGCAACAACAGUUGCACCACCACCAAAACCAUCAGGCUACAACUCGGCCAUCAACCAGAUUGCUGGUAACAGUACAAUACAGGUAUCAGAAGAGGAAAAACGUAAAAUCCUAGAGGAGGAAAGUAAACAACUACAACAAUUAAAGGAAGGGCAUCAGGAUGGUCCUGUCAUUGAUUUAUUGUCUGAUGAACCUCAGGAUCAGAAAGCUAAAGAAACGGGUGCAUCACCUAGUCAGCCGACACCUCCGUCAACAAACAACCCGUUUGUAAGCCCAACAGCGGCCCCUGCUGCACAGACAUCACCUGUCAAACCCAGCGAUGAUUUACUUAAUCUUGAUGAGAAUCCAUUUGUUGAGAAUGUUAAAAGUGUGAUGCAGAUGAAUUCUGGUAUGAAUGCAUUCGGGGCACCAGCCUGGGGACCUCCACCUAUGUCUUCAGGAGGCUUUAAUGACCAAAACGCAUUCGCCCAGUUUCCCAAUGGAACUGGAGGUACAUCAAUGGCUACUCUGGACCUCUCUACUACAACUACGAGUGCUCUACCUUUAAACCCCUCGCCAACAACGGCACCGUCAGUGUCAGAACCAGUAACCUUUGACCCUUAUGGAGCAUUGGUUGACAUGGCAACCAAUGAAGCAGGGGUCACAGCUGAAGGAAUGGGUGGAGCUAUUUUUGGCUCCUCCCCUGGUAGAGAUGAUUUUCAGCAAGGACUAGGUGGUCAGAGUCCAUCAGUACGAAGUAUGAGCCCUGCAGUAGAUGUGUUUGGUGGAGAAUCCCAUCCACCCUCUUCCACCGACUUGUUCCCCACCACGGGACCGUUUGCAACCUCUGAUACUGACCUCACAGGUUUUGAUGCGUUCGGAGAGAUACUACAGCCAGCUAAUAAACAACAACAGGCAGACUCUCAACAACAGCAGAACCUUGGGCAGAAAGACCUGGACUCGAGCCUUGCACUCCUGGCAGGAAAUAUUAGCAUCAACGGAGCUCAGUCCGUCAAAGGCCAACAUCAAUGGCAACCAAAGUCUGACCAGAAGAAGACUGGUGGUAAUAACUGGGCUCCUACCCAGAUGUCACAAGCUACAACCUGGUCACAACCAACCUAUCCACAGACAUCGAUGCCUGGUAUGCAGAUGGGAUAUGGUCAACCUGGCAUGCAGCCAAUGAUGCAAGGGAUGGUUGGACAACCUAUGAUGGGUCAGAUGGCCCCAAUGACAGGCAUGCCCAUGACAGGUAUGCCCCAGAUGGGUAUGGCACAACCUAUGUAUGGAGGUAUAAGACCAGGGAUGGCACCAAUGGGCAUGUCCCAACCAAGACCACCUGUAUCCCAAAGUCAACCAAAUGAUCCAUUCGGGGCAUUGUGAGACUGUUGUACAUGAAUGAGUGAUAUGUAUGAAAUAUAAUGAAUUAAUAUGCUGGCAUAAUUCCAAGUGAGCUCAGGAUUGUAAACGAGAGAUUUUUCAUCGUCAACAUGUAUAUUAAUAUAUGGGGGCGGAGAAACACUAGCUUGUUGAGAUGUCAGUUACAGCAAUAAUUGUGAUGUGUGAGAAGCCGCAGAAUCUCGUGAUCUGUGUGAAAUAUAUGUGUGAUAAUUCUACAAUGUUAAUAUAUACACUUCUGUACAGUUUUAUGAAUCAAUUAAACCAUUUUAUAGACUGAUUUAUGGUAAUACCAACAUUUGAGUAAAUUUUAUGAUAUUAAAGUUGAUGAAAUUGAAUAUUAGCAACUCGGCAACAUCCAGAAGAUAAGAAAUGAAGAAUAUAUAUAACAAGAAAAGAUAUUGUUUGCAUAUAGAAAUAAUGUUGUAUCAAUUUAAGGUUUUAAAAAUUCCUCUGUGUAUUUGAUGAAAAAGUGUGUGUAAAAUUUCAAACAUAUGCAAAUUAUAUGUAUAUGGUCAUUCUUGUUCACAGAGUAUUUUACAUUCCAUUUGUAGCUAGCUUUAAUUAAUGUGAUUCUUUUUGUUUCGGUAUUUUCACCAUUAUUCAGGUUUCUAAAACAUACUCUUUCAAAUCAUAUAUGAAAAUAAUGGGAGCCACAUGGUUUAUGCAAUUUUAGAUUCAGAAUUCAGUUUAUAUAUAUAUACAUGUAGAUAAAAACAUACACAGUUCCGUAUAUAAUAUAGGAUGAAAAGAUGAUACUUCUGUAUUAACUAGCAGACAGUUUGAAAGAUACGUUUGAUUUGACUGAUAAUCAACUGGGAUUUUGGUAUUUUGUGCUAUUAAUACUUUGUUUUAAUUCAUAGUUUUCAAACAUACUUGUGACUACUGACUAUAAAUGAUAGAUUAAACAUUUUAUUCUUGUUAGAUUUACUAUUGUGUGAAAUUUGGGAUUUUCAGCUAAACAUAGAAAUUGAGGGAAGCAUUAUUUAGUCUAGAUUUACAAUGCUUAGUGUCAGGACUGAUCAACUCUGCAUUUCAAAGUUUCCAUCAUUUUAUGAUUUAUUUAUACAAGUCAUAUGUUUUCAUACAUGAAACUGUUCUACGGUAUUAAUAAGUGCUAGAAAAGCAUUCUUAUGGAAUACUAUAAGUUUGAUUAGAUUGUAGAAUAUAUUCAUAAAAUAUAUAAUGAAAUGUUAUAACUAUAUGUAAAUAAAAUUAAGUAUUGAAAUAGUUCUUAUUGAGUCUAUUGUAUGAAUGUGUUCUUCUGUAGUAUACAGUUUUCAAAAUUUAGGUGGGUAAAUGUUGACAUUUUUUGAAGUGGUUGGUGUGUAGUUUAUACUGUGUUUAGUAUGUACAUGUCUGUAGCUAUAUACAUGUACAAUUAUCUAGUGCAAUCAGAAAUGGCAGUUUGAUAAACAGUGUAAGCAGGAUCACUAGCUGAAUGUGUGGGAAUGAGACAGGACAUGCUGAACAGUAAAUGGGUAGGAGAUGGACAGUCGUGUCUCUGUAAUUGAAUGGGCAUGUCUUUGUAAUUGGAUGGGAGGGGGUGUGUUUCUUAUUAGCUGGGUGGGGAAUGGGCGUUUCUUCAUUAUAUUUAUAUCAUAUCUUAUAACUUAGAAACAUUAUUGUGAUAUUAAUGUGUUUUUUUAUUACUCUUCUACAUACUUAUGUAUCAAGUGUUUCUUUCAAGACGUAACAAUCAUGAAAUACACAAAAAGCAAGUUAUUAUUCAUCAAUUAUUUGCAAGAAUUCAAUUAUUGUAAUUAUUUAUAUUCAUGUGAAUGUUUUAUAAAGAAGCUUGAACUUAAAAGUAAAAUGGAGAAACAAAUACAUGUAUUAAUGUGACAAAUUCUGUAUAAUGAAUAUUGUAUAUGACUUGAUUAUUUUAUACUGGACACUUUGAUUUGACUUUCAUGUAUAGGUUAUAUGCAUGUUAAUUUAGGAGCAAGAUCUUGUGACAACAUUCUUUUACAUAAAGAAGUUAAUUUUCCUCUAAAUUUUAGACUGUUGCAUAUACUAUCUGUUGAAUAAACUUUAAGUUGGUUAUUUGUGUGGAGAUACAUAAAUAGAUUUUCUGCAGCAUAUUGUAACAACCUUGAAUUGUGAUUUUAUAAAGCUUAACCUGCUGGCAGCAACAGAUUCUACCCAUGCAACCAAUGCAGACCAAGCUCAACCAUGGUCUAUAGGCUGCACUAUUGAUAGUCAGUCAGUACUUAUUUUGAAAUUUUCCUUAAAAAUAAUAAAUGGUUUUGCCCAGAUAGAAAGACAGACAAUCUCAGAUAUGAUGUUUAGCAUGAUAGGUUAAAGAUAUUAUUGUGACAGGGUUAGAAUUAUAAAACUGAACUGUUCAGCCUUAAACAUGGUGAAACAAGCAGACAAAUAGGAACUAAUAUAUAUGCAAGUUAUGUAUUAGAAUGUUUAUUUAUACUGUUCUAAUUUAUUACUAGGUGUGUAUACUGUAGUUAUAAUCAUUGGGUAAGAAAUCAUGCACACUGUUCUUUACAAUCCUCAUUGAGAUUUUCAACCAUUAUAAUAUGAGCCGCGUCAUGACAAAACCAACAUAGUGCGUUUGCAACCAGCAUGGAUCCAGACCAGCCUGUGCAUCCGCGCAGUCUGAUCAGGAUCCAUGCUGUUCGCUAUCAGUCUCUCCACUUUUAAUAGAAUUGGUAAGCGAACAGCAUGGAACCUGAUCAGACUGCGCGGAUGCACAGGCUGAUCUGGAUCCAUGCUGGUCGCAAACCCAUUAUGUUGGUUUUGUCAUGACACGGCUCAAUUAUAGUUUAUACAUUGUAUUUAUGUGUAAAUGUUUUUACAAUUUGUUCAUACAGUGACCAAAUGUCUUUUAUUUCAUUUGUCUUUUUUUUUGUAUUUUACUGUGAUGUCCAUUUAAUGUGCAUCCAAUAUUUUGUUAGCUUCUUCAAAUUAACUAUGUAAAUAUGCAUCUAUUCUAUACACAUAUACUGUAUAUAUUAUAAGUUAAUGUAUACACUGGUUACCUAUAUCCCUGUCUGUUAUUCUACUUUGUAUCAGUAUAAGAAAACAGAUUAUAUUGUUUGAAUACAAGACUAACAUUACAACUACAUUUUGUGCUAUAUAACAUGUGCUUUGUAACACCAGGUUAUAUGUGGCACUCUGACAUGAUCAUAUAACAUUACUGAAUCAUAUCUGAAAAUAAAACUAAUGUAAGAUACAUAAAGAAAAAAUUCUUUAUUAAAAUAUACACAUGCUACUGUUUAAUUUCAUUUAUAAUUUUUAGCAACUCUAACCUAGCUGCUUAGGUUAUAUAAUUCUUACCCCCAGCAACAGGGGUUAUAUAACUUACAACAGCAACAGAGGUUAUAUAACUUUACUUACCCCCCAGCAACAGGGGUUAUAUAACUUACCCAGCAGCAGGGUUAAUAUACAAGACCAUACCACUCGUCAAAAGUCUUAGUAAAUAAUUUAUAAUAUUGUACAAUUGCUCUUUGAUGAAUGAAAUGAAUAUUUAUUCAUAAAUUUGUGGAAACUGUUUGUAUAAAUAAUGUAAAAGUCGAGAUUGAUUAAUGGAAACUGUUGUUACAUUUGUGCAGUAUUAUAAGUUGUUUACUUAUAUCUAUUUAAAUUUAAAUAAGUGCUUGAAAAAAUUAGUUUGAUUUUGUUUAUUGUAUGUUCUUAUCUACAAUGGAACAUAUUGCUGGCGUCAUAUAACUGAACCAGCAGCUUGGGUAAUAAAAAUUAAAAGCACCAACAGGUGUUGUAUAACAUACCCAACAAAAAACAUCAUGGGUUAUAUAACUUACCCCCUCAGUAACAGGAUUAUAUAACUGACCUAGCAGCUAGGAUUAUAUCACCCCACAACAGUUUAUAUAAGACAGUAGAUUCAUAGAAAGUCUUAAUUAAUAAUUUGUAAUACUGUACAAUUGCUCUUUGAUGAAUGAAAUGAAUGUUUAUUCAUAAAUUUGUGGAAACUGUGUGUAUAAAUAAUGUAAAAGUCAAGAUUGAUUAAUGGAAACUGUUGUUACAUUUGUGCAGUAUUAUAAACUGUUGAUAUAUCUAUUUAAACAAGUGCUUGAAAAAAAAAAUUUGUUAUUCUAUUCUGUUUAUUGUAUGGUCUUAUCUACAAUGACACAUUAUUUAAUACACAUAUUAAUUUAUAUACAAUAUCAAAAGCAACCAGGUUGAAUACACGAGAAAGGAGAGAAUUUUUGUUUUUAAUAUUUGUUUCUAAAUCAUGCACUGUUUUAAUAUAACUAAGCUAUACUAUAUUAUAGUGAUUUGCUAAUCUGGCACACCUAAGCAUUAUGAUGAGACUUCUUUUGACUGUUAACUUGAACAUACUGAUAAUGAUACAUGUAGCAUUAAACAAAUGGACAAUUCAAAAUUGAGAGCAAGAAAAUUGUAUUACAAAAACUUAUAUAGGUAAAAGUUAAUUUAAUUAUAUUCUAACUUCUUGCUUUUACAUGAAAGGAGAAGUUUAUUAGUGAAGCACUUGCUAGGUUUUGUGCACAUGGAAUGCUAGUCAUCACGGACUGUGUUAAUGUAUUUCUACAUAUAGAAGUCUUAGUGCCAUACUCUGAUAAAAUAUUUGAUGGUAUUGAAUCUACUACAAGUAUUGUUGAAAUAUACUAGUACAGCAUUUUUCUUUGCCCUAUUAGUUCAUUGUUAAAGCAUAUACAUUUAUUGCAGCUUUGUGACUAUGACCAUACUUAUUAUUUUAAUAGGUGGGAAAAAAACAAUCUUUAAUCAUAUUGAAUGCUGAUAAUAAAAUUAAGUUUUAAUUGCAUGCUUGUAAUGAAAUUAGUUUUAAAACUGUUACACAUAGAAGUUUAUUUUUCUUUUGCAAUUUCAUACAUCCUCCAAGGCUACAAAAUUGAUCAGUAUUUUCACAUGAUGAAAUGGGAGGCAACUCUUUUUCCAUUCUUGAAAUACAAAGGGAGGCCACUGUAGGUAAUAUCAGGGGAGACAACUAUAAUACAGUUUGUAGCAUUAUUGUUAACAGUAGUUUUUGUUGUUAUUACCGAGCAUAAAUCAUUGGUUCAUUUUUUCUGUGACAGUACAUUAUGUUAAUGUUAUUGUAAUUGUUAUUAGCGCUAUAAUCAUGUCACAAAAUGUUGUGUAUCAUAGACAAUGAAUAAAAUAUCAAAAAGUA
Messenger RNA from Ruditapes philippinarum (Manila clam), 7559 nucleotides. Its product is annotated as phosphatidylinositol-binding clathrin assembly protein LAP-like. The transcript has 23 exons. Gene Ontology annotation, biological process: synaptic vesicle budding from presynaptic endocytic zone membrane; clathrin coat assembly; clathrin-dependent endocytosis. Gene Ontology annotation, molecular function: 1-phosphatidylinositol binding; clathrin heavy chain binding; phosphatidylinositol-4,5-bisphosphate binding. Lineage: Eukaryota; Metazoa; Mollusca; Bivalvia; Venerida; Veneridae. Gene Ontology annotation, cellular component: clathrin-coated pit; synaptic vesicle; extrinsic component of presynaptic endocytic zone membrane. The record is from RefSeq and is a predicted model, not a curated record. Bases 149 to 2416 code for a protein of 755 amino acids.